UGUGCUACAUUUUUAUUUAGUUUGUAACCGUUCUUCGUUGUGGAACCACUACGGUUUAGCGGACCUUGUGAAUCUUUAGUGUUUCGAUAAAAAGUACAACAGAUGAGUGGCAAGGUGCAAAGACUUAGCCAAGAUUAUCAGCGCGUGGCGCCAGCCGGCUGUGGCAUGGGUGGGCGUAGGAUAAUCAAAACUGCGGCUCUACUCAUAACUUUGGGAUACUGCAGUUUGCUUGUUUAUCAAGGCGGAGUGAAUUACAACUUCCAAGAAAGUCGGCCAGUGCAAGUGGCCGAUUUACCUAUAGAGCCUGUGACAAAAACCAGUAUUUUGGACAGUGGUCAGAGUAAAAACAUUACAUUGGAUGACAUUUUCAUUAGUGUGAAAACAACUAAGUUUUAUCAACAUACAAGACUGCCUAUUAUCUUGAAGACAUGGUUUCAAUUGGCAAAAGGACAGACGUGGUUUUUCACAGACACAGACAACGCGCGGCACCAAAACCAAACGAACGGUCACAUGGUAAACACGAACUGCUCGGCGUCACACCAGCGAAAACACCUCUGCUGCAAAAUGUCCGUGGAGUACGAUCAUUUUCUGGAGAGCGGUAAAAAGUGGUUCUGUCACUUCGAUGACGACAACUACGUCAACGUCCCACGAUUGGUCGCCAUGUUACAAAAGUAUAACCACCAAGAAGACUGGUACCUUGGAAAAACUUCUGUUAACAAACCUGUAAAUAUAUUUAAGAAGCCUACCAAUAAGUUAUUAUAUACCUUUUGGUUUGCAACUGGAGGUGCUGGAAUAUGUAUAAGCAGGAGUUUAGCUUUAAAAAUGUUACCGAUUGCAAGUGGUGGCAGAUUUAUCAGUAUCUGUGAGAGUAUUCGAUUCCCAGAUGAUGUCACCAUGGGAUUCAUCAUAGAACAUCUUAUGGAGAAAAACUUGACGAGAGUGCCUGAAUUACAUUCGCAUUUGGAGCAAAUGAAACUGUUGGAUCCGGAAACUUUCCGAGACCAAAUAUCAUUUAGUUACUCCAAGACUUCCUACGGUUGGAACGUUAUCAAUGUUCCGGGCUUCAACGUCAGAUAUGAUCCUACGAGGUUCCUCUCACUGCAUUGUUUCCUCUUUCCAUACUUCAAAUUUUGUCCGAGGUAGUACCGCAUAGACAGUGCACAAAAGUGAUCAAUGAAGAUAUAUAAUUUUAACCACAUAUUAGUUUAUUUUUACAUUCCUAUAACCACAGUUUAGAAAUCACACACUAAACUGUGAGGUAACCUAAAGAUUUAAAUAUUGUGUAAGUAGGUGCAAUAAAUAAUCCUUUAUUUUUAUUUUUGAGUAUAUUUGAACAAAUUAAAAAACUGUUUUGUGAUAUGUGAUAAUUGGUUAACAAUCUCUGUACAAAUCAAAAUUUUAUAAUUAAAAAAAUUAUGAUAGUUUACGCGACAUAGCAUUUGUGUUGUAUAGUUUUAUGAUUAAUGAAAAACUUAACUGUGAUAUUAAAUUUUAUUUAAUUUUAAGUACUGUUUAUAUUAUCUAGAUCUACUAAUAAAUAAUGUAUUUAAAAUUCUUCCAGUCAGAUAUGUUAAUAUGAAGUUGUUUGAUAUGUUGUUUAUCAAAUAAACAAUUGUAAUUUUA
Messenger RNA from Maniola jurtina (meadow brown), 1623 nucleotides. It is a transcript of the gene Fng, whose product is annotated as fringe glycosyltransferase. NCBI's taxonomy places the organism in Eukaryota, Metazoa, Arthropoda, Insecta, Lepidoptera, Nymphalidae. Gene Ontology annotation, cellular component: membrane. Gene Ontology annotation, biological process: regulation of Notch signaling pathway. The record is from RefSeq and is a predicted model, not a curated record. Gene Ontology annotation, molecular function: O-fucosylpeptide 3-beta-N-acetylglucosaminyltransferase activity.